This is a messenger RNA of Peronospora matthiolae, 1365 nucleotides long. The record is from the annotation of a GenBank genome assembly. Lineage: Eukaryota; Oomycota; Peronosporomycetes; Peronosporales; Peronosporaceae.
AUGUACCUGAAAGAAGAGGUGCUCUCUGCUCGCAGCGCCCUGCGGAUGCGACUAAAGAGCGAAGUGUCUUCUGUCCACACUUUUGUCUCUGGAAAUGCGGUAACGGGUCAAGGCAGUUUGGAGGCGGUGACGCAGCUCGAGCAGCUCUUCGAGCGCACAGUGCAGGUUGGCGAGAACCAGUCAGGUCUGUUGCUCGGGUCGGACAGUAGUCGCCGACGCUCCAUUGUGACACACGCAAUGCGCAACCUGCGUGGAAAAUUUGGGGAAUUCACCGUCGUAUACCUCAAUGGUGUCAUACUGCAGAACGAGCUAGAGGCUUUUAAGGAACUAACGGCGCAGCUAACUCGAGCCACUGCAGUGAAGCAUCCUAGUGUGUCCUACUGGAACAUGUACGAGUAUCUGCGCAGUUUGCUUGUCUCGAAAGCCAAAGCUGGAGAUCACGUGGUUGUCAUUCUAGACGCCUUAGACCAAUUUGUGCGAGAAAAGAGCAAAACUAAACAGCUGCUGCUGUAUAACUUGCUGGACUGGCUGCAGGCAAAAGACAUCAAGAUGGGCGUGCUUGGUAUCACUGAUAACUACAAUGUCGUGGACAAUCUGGAAAAGCGAGUGCGUUCCAGAUUCUCGAAUCUUCAAAUUGUCGUGGAGAGACCCUCGUUUGCGCAGAUACGUCAACACCUCGAGCACAUGCUUUCUCUCGACACUUUCCCAUGGAGUGCUCACAGCGGGUUACGACAACCUUCUACCGAAUACACCGCAGCUUUUUCUUGUGGAGUGAAGAAGCUGCUACUGGAGCAAAGCAAGUUCCUUGCGAGCCUCGAGUUUGACUACGACAUUGGCAAGCCGCAAGUGUUUUUCGUGAGGCUGACUUCUGCUGCAGUCCACUAUCUGGAUAUUGAUGCACCGCUACUAUCGGCUCAGCAUUUUUGGCGCGCUAGACAAUUGCUGGAGCAGGACCACCAACUAGCUGUGCUAGAGACUGUGACAGAGCACGGCAUUGCGCUGUUGAUCGGUAUGGGUCAUCUCGAAAAAAGUGACCAAAAAGUGUUCACGCUGGAAAUGGUAUACGCUCGAUGGGAGAACUUCCUUCGACAACACGACAUGCUCACUCAACUUCCAACGCGCAGCGAAGCCCAAAAAGCUCUGGAGAAUCUGCUGCGGCUGAAGCUCGUCAAGGACGCGGGAGACGCUUUCAAGAUUGGGCGCGGUGGGGAUGGAUGCAUGAAGCAGCAUACUUCAGCUUUGCUACAGCCUGAAUUUCGUGCUGUACAUCUGAACUUUGCACCCCGGACAUUGGAAGGUAUGCUACGUAAUGGAAGCAUCAAAUGCUCGACGCUGCUGAAAGAAUGGGCUAUCAACGGGAGUUAA